CCCAUCGAUUUCUCGGCCCCCACGGAAUUUUGUAGAUACUUUCCUUCUUACCUCUUCUCGAGAGCCAAGCGCAGGGCGGCGGGUCCAAUUCGAUCGAAGUCCGCAGAAGGAGGAGGAGGAAGCAGCAGAUAAAGCAGCAGCGAUGGCGGGGGGAGUGAGGGGAGGACUCCCAGCGGGGGUUGAGAUCCGGGGCGAGUUCCGGCCGUGCUACGAGUCGAUUCUGACGCACGAGGCGCUGGCCUUCGUGGCGGCGCUGGAGCGCGAGUUCCGGCCGCGCGUCAAGUACGUCCUCCAGUGCCGGAAAGAGCAGCAGGCGCGCUUCGACGCCGGCGAGCUCCCCAGGUUCGACCCGGCCACCGCCGCCAUCCGCGACGGCGACUGGACCUGCGCCCCCAUCCCGGAUGUCAUCGCCGACCGCCGCGUCGAGAUCACCGGCCCCGUCGAGCGCAAGAUGAUCAUCAACGCCCUCAACAGCGGCGCCAAAAUGUUCAUGGCCGAUUUCGAAGACUCUCUGGCCCCAACUUGGGACAACAUCGUCCGAGGCCAGAUCAACCUGCGCGACGCCGUCAACAGGACCAUCACUUUCGAGGACACGGCCCGCAACAAGAAGUACGAGCUGAAGGAGAAGACGGCGGUGCUGCUGGUGAGGCCGCGCGGCUGGCACCUGCCGGAGGCGCACCUGGAGAUCGACGGCGAGCCGGCGACGGGCGCGCUGGUGGACUUCGGGCUCUACUACUUCCACAACCAGGCGGCGUUCCGCGCGGCGCACGGGCAGAGCGGGCCCUUCUUCUACUUGCCCAAGAUGCAGCACGCGCGCGAGGCCGCGCUCUGGAACGCCGUCUUCGAGCGCGCGCAGGCGGCGGCGGGCGCUCCGCGCGGGAGCGUGCGCGCGACCGUGCUGAUCGAGACGCUGCCGGCCGUGUUCCAGAUGCACGAGAUCCUGUACGCUUUGCGGGAUCACUCGGCGGGGCUCAACUGCGGCCGCUGGGACUACAUCUUCAGCUUCAUCAAGACGGUGCGCGCGCACGCCGACCGCCUGCUGCCCGACCGCGUUCUCGUCGGCAUGACGCAGCCCUUCCUCCGCAACUACACCGAGCUCCUCAUCCAGACCUGCCACCGCCGCGGCGUCCACGCCAUGGGCGGCAUGGCGGCACAGAUCCCGAUCCGGGACGACAAGGCGGCGAACGACAAGGCGGCGGAGCUGGUUCGGGCCGACAAGCUGCGCGAGGUGAGGGCCGGGCACGACGGCACGUGGGCCGCGCACCCGGGCCUCGUCCCCAUGGUGCUCGAGGUGUUCGACGCCAACAUGCCCGGCGCCAACCAGGUCCACGUCAAGCGCGACGACGUCUCCGUCACCUGCCAGGACCUCCUCCAGAUGCCCAAGGGCGUCAGGACGCUGGAGGGGCUGCGGCUGAACACGAGGGUGGGGGUGCAGUACGUGGCGGCGUGGUUGGGGGGUACGGGGUCGGUGCCGCUGUACAAUCUGAUGGAGGACGCGGCGACGGCGGAGAUCAGCCGAGUGCAGAACUGGCAGUGGAUCAAGUACGGGGCGAUGCUGGACGGCGAGCUGGUGCCGACGCGCGUGACGCGCGACGUUUUCCAGCGCGUGCUGGCCGAGGAGUUGGAGCGCAUCGAGCGCGAGGUUGGCGCUCCGCGCUUCCGCGCCGGGCGCUACCAGCAGGCGGCGCAGCUCUUCGCGCGCCAGUGCCUGGCCGAGCAGCUCGACGACUUCCUCACCCUCGACGCCUACCGCCACAUCGUCCGCCUCGUCCCCUCCUCCCGCAUCUAGUCGCCCUCCUUUUUCCUCCGAAUUCCAUCGUCGUCCCAUGGCGCCAGAAGAAAUUCGACCUCGAGGGAGCAUGAGUCGAGGGGUUUUGUAUGCAGCCCUCGUCUCUGGCGCCCUCGCGCUGAUCGCAGCCACUGCUGCACCAGCAAAUCGAGUUUGAGGGAGGACGAGUUGAGGAGCUUUGAAUGGAGCUCUGAGAUGAGGGCGAGCCCGCGCUGCGCAAAAUUUGGCAGUGCUUCAGGACGAGAGAGAGAGAGAGAAGACAGGUCGAAGAAGUUGGUUUGUGGAGAAUUGAGGGGCGAGAUUGGGUCGUCUGGGCACGUUCAUUGUGUAGAUAUGAGCACAGUGGUGGGAGGGAUUUCUACAUCGAUUCAUGAUGGUGGUAAUGUCCUCGAGACGUUAUCGAGUGUAAAUGUCAAUUUCGAAGAAUAUAAUUUAUCAUAGUUUUGGCCGAUAUUUCUGAA
Molecule: messenger RNA, 2250 nt
Organism: Marchantia polymorpha subsp. ruderalis
Lineage: Eukaryota; Viridiplantae; Streptophyta; Marchantiopsida; Marchantiales; Marchantiaceae
Source: the annotation of a GenBank genome assembly